This is a messenger RNA of Lymnaea stagnalis (great pond snail), 7948 nucleotides long. The record is from the annotation of a GenBank genome assembly. Lineage: Eukaryota; Metazoa; Mollusca; Gastropoda; Lymnaeidae.
AGUGCUGAACCUGGACACUACAACCGAUUACUUGAAAGUAAUUUCAAAAUAUUAAAACUAGGUAUAGAGGAAUUUAAUUAAAUCAACAAUAACAUUACAUUAGUGAUUAGAAAUAGCACCGAUUAAAAACUAAAUAAAGUUGCGUCUCAGAUUCACAUCUGACUUCACGUUAUAUCAGCCAAAUUACUGCUUUAUUUUGUCUCAAGAUCUUUUUAAUAAUUUUAAAAUAAUUUUAAUAAUCAAAAUCGCAUUGAGCCAUAAUCAUUGCAUUGAUUUUGAUCAUUGCGAUUGUGAGUUAGUUAACACUUAACACUAAUACUAAACUAGUACUAGUGACUGAUACUGGACUAAAGUCACUAAUUAAGUAGUGUUAAGUGUGGUAAAUUUAAUAAUUAAUACUAUGAUUUAGUAUGAUGAUCAAUGUCUUAGAACUUAGAAUAAAUAGAUUAUAGAUAGUAUUAGUAUAGUAUAGAUAGUAUGUAUUAAAUAUUAAUUAUAAAUAAUAAUUAUUGUAAUUUAUAUCUUAUUAUUAUUACUUAGUGAUUACUGACAAAAUUACUGCCACUGUGUAGUCAGUGUAGUGUACUUGAGGCCUACUGUAAAAUUAGUCACUGUUAUUAAGUGUUAUAAAGUUAUACUAAAGACUAAACUAUUAUUAUUAUUAUACAUGGCUUACAUGGUUUUAUAUAGCGUGGUACCCCAGCCUAGGGCUGGGCUCACCACGGUGUACAUACAAUUUAACAAACAUAAUAAAAAAUCUGAAAUAAUUAAUUGACAUACAUUAAUUAAAUACAAAAAACAAAUGUAUAUAUAAAACUAUUUACAUCUCAAGCCAUGGACGACACUCAGUACCAUCGUUUUACGGUCAGAGGUGGGAAUCAUUCAGGAUAGUAGAGAUUAAAUAGAUGUGUUUUGAGUGCAGUUUUGAAGGUUGUGUUGGUCGGUAUAUUGUGUAAUGUGUAAUGGAAGAGAAUUCCAUUGUUUGGGUGCACAGAAAGAGAACGAUCGUUCACCAUAUGUUUUUGUGCGAGUCUUGGGGACAGAAAGACGCGCCUGCUGUCGAAAGGGUGAAUAGUCUAUACUCCACUGAAAAGUCCUUUUUAGGAAAGUCAUACAAUAAAUAUGUAAAAAAAUUUAUUAUAAACUGACAUGAUGGUUAUUAUUAUAAAUAACAAUUCCUGCUGAUUAUUGCAAUAUUGAAUUUUUUAAACAGUGAUUAAAAUAGGCAUAACAAAUUUAAAUGUUUAAGUUUAAGGCUAGACUUAUUAAUUAUUAAUUUAAAAAGUCUUAAGUCACUUAAGUCUUUAGAAUGAGCAAAUAUUGUUUGGGGUUGGGAAAUAAUCUGGCUCCACAUUAUUUCAGUUCAGUGGACCAGAAAUGCUUAUUUUUCAAACUGUAAACAAAAAUUAAAUAAAUAUUUCAAUAAUAAUAUUAUGUAUUUAAGGUCAAAUCAAAAGUAUUUAAAAAAAGUAAAAAAACUUGAACCGUCUUCAGGCCAAUGCUGACGAAAACCUUCACCUGCCACUUUGAUUUGGGGAAAGGGAGGGGGGGGGGGGGGGGGGGAAAAAAAAAAGGGGGGGGGGGGGGGGGGGGUGAGCGGAAGAAAUCAAAGGGGACAUGAGACAGAAACUGGAUACAAUUUAAAUAAAGUUUAACACCCAUUCUUCAUCUUCUUCAUAGCCUUUAUCAUUCCCAGUAGAGCAUAGGCCAGCCACAGUACUUUUCCAUCUGUCCCUGUCCGGGCUAUCUUUGCUAGUUCAGCCCAACUUUUCUUCAUUCUCUUCACCUCUGCCUCUUAAAAAAAAAGAAAAAUGCAAUGGCAAUGAUAUACUAAGGAAGAUAAAGUGUAAAUAUGAUGGAGAUUUUUUUACUAAGUCUUAUUCGAGAUUGUCCUGGAAGAUCAUGUCAAAAGGUUCUUCAUUUGUGUAGAAUAAUAUUUCAAACUUUCUAAUAAAUCUGUGGUUUUCUUGUAGCAUGAUUUUCUUUAAAUCAUUAAAUUAUGCUUCAUGACUUCAUGCUUUAAAAUGGCCUUUCAAUACUGUUCUCUUAAAAACUAGUGCUGAUGAGGCAACGCAGAUGCUAUUUUUGGAAACCUAGAAACAAGUCUAACAUUUAAGGCACUAAAUUUCAUUUUGGCCAGUGUAAUGAAUAGUAUGCUUCAUUUGAUUGGAUCAUUGAUUUUUAUCCCAAUUCAAUUUUUUUACAGAUGGCACUAAACCCUAAAAAUAUUAAAGUACAUGCUAUGUUAUUUUUAAAUGUUAUAAUAGGAUACAGGUAUUUUAAAAUGUAAAAUUGAUGCCACAUUGAUGUUGUAUUAUAAUAUUCUGAGAUAAAAUUGGAUGGCUAAUGUGGAGAGAUAGUACCGCGGACGCCAUCUUAGUUGUCAUUUGUGAGUUUAUUAAAGUUGCCGUGAAUUAGGGUUCAGGUUAAGUUUAGGGAUACAUUUUAUUUAGGGUUCAGGUUAGGUUUAGGGAUACAUUUAGGACAUAAGUUUGUGCGUCGCGACAACCAAGAUAGCGGCCGUGGUACUAUCUCUCCAAAUUUACCAUUUGGAUUAAAUCCUGAAUGAUAAAAGAAAAAAAAUCUCAUUAUUUUUUCCAGCUAUUCUACACACCACACAGUGUUUAAAGAUUUAUACUGAUGGUAGAGAUAAGUAAAAAAUAUGUUUGUAAGUUGUGCUUUAUCAAGACCAUUAUCAAUGGGUCAUAAAAUAUUUUUGGCUGGUACACAAUCACAUUGAAACUCAACAUUGCUGCAAAAGAUAAAUGUCAGCUGAUUUAUUGGAAGAUGACCAGCAUGUAUCAGACAUUGGACUAACCGUUACUGUGGUAAGUCAAACUUACUUUUGGACCUAUAUUAACCCUAAACACAACUUAAGUUAUUGAAUACAAGACUUUGUUCCAAUAGCUCCAAAUAUUUAAAAAAAUUAGACUUCAAACAUUUAUUUUCAGUCUUUUAAAGAUGACAAUGAUAUUGUGGACAGCCAAGAGACAGACACGUCUGAAACAAGACAUAUAUUUACACAAGAUGGUCAAGAAGCUUCUAAAUGUGAUCAAGAUUUGAUUGAGGAUGUUGAAAAUUCCAGUGAAGACGAAGAUGAGGCGGGUACAACUCAGGAGGAAGAUGAUGAUGAAAGUGUCUCAGAAGAUGCUCAUUCACCAGAGGCUUCAAGUCCUCCAAAGAUAAUAAGGAGAGAAAAACCAAAGGUGCGGUGUAUUUAAAUAUAUAUAUUAUAUUCUUGAUUGGACCAGUUGUGUAUCAGGUUUAAAUUUAUCCACAGUAAUGUUUGCUUAUGCUUGAGAAAUAUUAUGCUGGUGACAUGACCAGGCUCUGAACAUAUUAUUGUUAUCAGCCAAAUGCUACAAUUAUUGGUGAUAUGUGGAUAUUAUAAUGAAUGCUCGGUCAAGAUCAGUUGUUGGGACAUAGGCACCCCUGAUAAUUUUCAUCCACAUUAUUUUAUUGUGAAGUGGGGCAUUAAAGCUGUCUGUACUUUUUUCUGUCUCUGUCACUGACAGGACUUCUGUCCCAUAUGUCACUCACUAUUUAAGACACAAUAAGAGAUGGAAGAUAUAUGUUUGAAUAAGAUCAACAUAUUCUUUAAUUUGUUAGAUGAUCCUAUUUUAUUCUCACCAAAACAAAAUGUCCAUUAGUUCAAUAAGCAUUGCUAUAAAAAUAUAUAUAUACAUAAUUUCAUGACUUAUAAGCAAAAUUAUGCAGGUUUCCAAUGGUUAUAGAAAUGUGCAUUUCAUCAUUUAAGUUUUAACACUUAUUAAGACUCUUCAAUAUAAUCAAACUCUUUAAUAAUCAAACUACAUCUAUGAAUUUAAACAAAUAUUUCGGAAGUUCUUUUUCAUUGUUUAUCUCUUACAGUUUUAUUGACUUACAUUUGAAAUUUUUGAAUAUACUAUUUUAUGAAACAAGUACUCUCUAAGGCAAAAUAAAAAAGGAUAAGAGAAGCUGGAAAAGACUUUUUCUCUUCUCCGCAGGAAAAAAAGUAUGGUAAAUACACCUCUGAGGCAUUGGCCGCCGCCUGGUCAGCCAUUAAUAAUGACUCCCUGUCUGUGCACAUGGCUUCUCUAAUCUACAAGAUUCCCAAGUCUACCUUAUAUGAUCGGGUCAAUAACAGAAAUGUCUUUCACCUCGGUGGGAAGCCCAAUGCCCAAAAGACAAAGUUCAUUGACCCAGACACAGAGAGACAGAUGGUUGAACACAUCAGAUUGCUCAAAUCAACCGGGUACAAAAUUUCCAAAAAUGAAAUUUUGUCACUGGCCACAAAAUUGUCCAACGCCACUGGUCACCUGGUGAAAAAUAAAAAGCUUACUCGAGGCUGGCUUGGCAGUUUUAUGGAGAGAUGGCCAAACCUACGUUCACAAUUGCAGCAGACUGAAGGAAUGGAGAGACCUCCAAAUGUCACAGCUUAUUACGACAGGCUCAAGUUUCUCAUGAACACACGCAAUCAGUCAUUCCACAAAAAGCCUCAUUUAAUAUUUAACAUGGAUGAAAUAGCUGUUACCACAGACAAACAUCAAAACCAAGAUCAGUUAGUGCCACAUGUGAAAAGUCGAGCCGACGUGAAACCAAAUGACGAUGUGUUGUUUAGUGUUAUCAUCUGUGGCAGUGCAUUAGGCCAUGUCCUUUCUCCCUUCUUCAUCUUCAGAAACACUAAGCCUAAAGGAAAAAUAAAUGAUGAUAUUUUCUUAACAACUUCAGCUACCGGCCUCAUGGAUGGUUCCAUGUUUGCUACUUUCCUUGAGGACCAUUUUAUAGAACACAUCUGCAUUGGUUUACCAGACCGAGUUCUUCUCCUGCAUGAGCAGGGUGCAGAAUACAUGGAUGAAAAAUGUACAGAAUGGGCAAGGGAACGAAGGGUCAUUCUUUUUCCUUACCCUCCUCAUGUCUAUUUCUCUAGUCAGCCUCUUAAGUUUGGGUGUGUUGAGGCUAUCAAUAUCACAUUCAACAAAGCCUGGUCACAACAAAAUAGUCAGAAGGACAUUAAAUUCCUGUUUCAGCUCAUGCUGAACAUUCUUGAGAAAUCUGUCAGUGUCCAAGCUUUGAGAGAUAUGUUUGAAAGAGCAGGAAUCUUCCCUUAUGACACAUCAAAAUUAACUAAGGAGCAUCUUCUGCCAUGUACAUAUCAAUCUGAGUCUAGGGAUUCAGAAUUGGGGAAAAGAUCUUUGGUAAAGAGAAAGAAAAGGAAAAUGUAUGAAGUAGUGCAGGAUCAUUGUUGUGUUUGUUUGAAAUCUGAACCACCCUCAAGUUCUGGUUUUUGUCCCGAGGAAAGCCUUUUAUUUUGGGGUCAGUGUUCCAGGUGUGACCACUGGGUCCACUUAAAAUACUGCUCUCCAGUAAGAGCACUACAUGCUAAAAGUGUAUUUUUAUGUACACAUUGUACAGGUAUUUAAAAAUUAAUAUAUUCACUAAUAAAAAUGACUUGGCACUUAGUGGAUGGAGUGCACCUAAAUUAAAUUCUUGGAAGAUUAAUUCUUUCUUUUUUUUUUGUUGUUGUUCCUUUUAUAUUUGAGGGCCCGCGAUCACUUUAUUGAUCAUUUCUGGCUCCUGGUUUGAAUUCAGAGUUUGCAUUCUCUUAGAUGAGUUGCCGUCCAAGGCCAACGAGUCCCAUCCAACCUGGGUGCAUGGAUGUUGGCUUUGGUGGGGACUGAACUCCAGAAGUGAGCUAUGGUUUGAGCCAGUUAAGACCACUUGGCCACCCAGCACCCAAUGCUUUAUUGGUCCAUUGUUGAUUGGUUCUAGCCAACACAUUCAAUGUUUUUUAAACCUAAAAUAUACUCUAACAUAGUUUGAGCAUUAAAUAUAGGCCUACAUUUUUAACCCCAAAAAUGUUUCUUUUAUUUGUUAUAUAUAUAUAGCCAGCCAUCUUCAAAUACCAUUUGUGUGGAAAGUAUACAAUUGCAAACAUGCUUUUUUUUUCAAGCAUUUUACAAAAUUAAAAAGCAUUUUUACAAAGUUAUGUAAGUUUAAGAAAUAUCAAUUCAUUGGUUUAAAAUAUUUAUUUUAAAAAAAAAAUUAAAAAAUUAUUUGAUAUUAUUAGAGGUUAAGCCUUAGACUUGUCAAUUUAAUAAAAUAUUUAUUAUUUAAAAAAAGAAAUUCUUAACAAUAACGCGCAUUUACAAGGAUCCUACUAAGAUCACUAUUUUAAAUUGUUUUUAUUAAUUUUAUUUUAAAUUUGUCAAUUGUUUUUAUUGCUAUUAAUGAAAUAAUGACUUUUUUAAUUUAAGCCACACAUUUUAAAAUUAAUUUAACAUGCAUGCAAUUAGCAUCUUGCAUUUAUAUUAGUCAUGAUGGUUGAUAUUAUGUUUGCAGAGCACACUUUUCCCUGAUUUAAAACUAAUUUGUAUUUAACUACCGGUAUGCAUUUAUUUUUUACUAUACUUUGUCCAACAUUUCUAUAGUAGACUGGCUAAAUGGGAACAUUCCAGUUUGCAUAAAUUUAUAUGUUAUAAAUUAUAUAUUUUACAGUUUUAUGAUGAAAGCGCCUGUAAAUCUUUUGUAGACCAUAAUUUUUUAUAUUGAUAUUGUAUAGUAAAACGGUAUGUUGGUUAGCGGAGUUAAUUUUGUAACUGAACUUUGAGAAACACCUUGUAAAACCUACAACUACAAGUAUUGUCCACUUUUUUUUUAGUGGAUAAGAUAAUAGAUGGCAUUCUAAUUCUAUAUUGCAGUACUUUAUUAUACCCCCCUCCCCCCAAAUUUUUUUUAAAGAUUUAUUUUUUCAUAUUUUGUUUACACAGAAAAUUAGAAAAAUAACAGUCGGAAGAUACAACAAAUAUUCACCUGAAGACUUAAGGAGUGCCUAUGAAGCAAUCAAGUUUCAGUGUUUAUCUGUCAAUGCUGCGUCUGUGCAGUUUGGUAUUCCGAAGUCCACCCUUUAUGAUCGCCUCAAUGAGCGCAGUUCCUACAACUUAAGGGGGCGGCCAAACCGUUUAAAAUCCAAAAUUUUGGAUGAGCGCACCGAGCAGCAAAUGGUGGAACAUAUUCAACACAUGGAGUCAGUUGGUCAGCGGCUAAAUCAGUCAGGUAUCUUGGCAUUAGCCACCAAACUUGCUCAUUCUUCCGGCACGAUUGCAGAGGGUAGAAGCAUAAGUCGCAGCUGGUAUAAAGCAUUUCUUGGUAGAUGGCCAAACGUAAAGGACGUGCCUGACCCUAUACCCAAACCUCAACCAGAAAUACCUAAUUAUAAACAACCAAAAUCAAGAGAAGAGUUUUGCCUGGUCAUCAAAUCUGUCAUAGACAAGUUGAAGCUGCAUACAAAGCCUCACUUGAUUUAUAAAGUAGAUGAGUUUCUCAUAAAUGUUGACAAAAAAUCUUCAUCUUGUAUUCCGUAUGCAGAGUCAAGGUCUCAGGCUCUAGACACUACCACAGUUGUGUCUAGUGUGCUCCUGUGUGCCAAUGCCAUUGGAUUGAGCUUACCCCCUUAUUUUAUAACAAAAAAGAAAAAAAAGCUAAACUUUCUGUCUGGAGGAAUGGACGGCAGCUCUGUUAAAGCAUCGGAAACAGGCCUUGUGUCUACUUCCGUUUUAAAAGACUUUUUAAAGGAACACUUCCUGCCAAAUGCAGGAAAAAAAGAUGAGGACCAAGUUCUUCUACUGUACGGAGACCAGGCCAACAUAGUAACACCUGCCAUGGCUGAGAUGACUCGUGGCCUUGGAAUAGUACUUUAUACCCUACCAGAAUUCACUCAUUCAUGUAAAUUAGAUUAUUUUUAUCCAAUUAGACAUGCACUCAGGAAGACUUGUGCUGAUUUUCUUGAGGGCAGACAAAGCAUAACUUCUUCAGACUUGCCCCAUUUAAUGUAUUUAGCUAUAGUGAAGGCAAUGACAGUGAAGAACAUUAAAUCUUCAUUUCUCCGUGCAGGCAUCUACCCUGUAGAUGAAGCUAUUAAAGUUAAAGGAAUGAAAAACAGUAAAAAUUGUCCUGAUGCCGAGCCAGG